GACUUGAUGUGUGUGUAGUACAAAAACACAUCAAAGAAAAAAAAAAGUUUCUUUGAGACAAAGCAAUAGCAAAUGGCUUCAUUUAGCUAUUUGAUGGGUGUUUUGGUAUUAUGUAUAAUCAUAGGCUGUGGAAAUGCUCAAUUGGAACUUAAUUUCUAUGCUAAAAGCUGUCCAAAAGCAGAGAAAAUUAUUAAAGAUUUUGUUCAGCAACAAGUUCCUAAGGCUCCAAAUACUGCAGCAGCUAUACUCAGAAUGCAUUUCCAUGAUUGCUUUGUCAGGGGUUGUGAUGGAUCUGUACUUCUUAAUUUCACUUCAAGUACUGGAAACCAAACUGAAAAACAAGCUAAUCCUAAUCUGACAUUGAGGGGUUUCUCAUUCAUUGAUGCUGUUAAGAGAUUAGUUGAAGCUGAAUGCCCUGGAGUUGUUUCUUGUGCUGAUAUUAUCGCAUUGGUUGCUAGAGACGCAGUUGUGGUCACAGGAGGUCCUUUUUGGAAUGUGCCAACCGGUAGAAGAGAUGGAACGAUAUCCAAUGUCUCGGAAGCCAAUGCUGAUAUCCCUGCUCCAACUAGUAACUUCACCAGACUACAACAAUCUUUCGCGAAGAAGGGUCUUGAUCUAAAGGACCUGGUCCUUUUAUCAGGCGCCCAUACCAUUGGAGUGUCUCGUUGCUCCUCAUUUUCGGAGCGUCUAUACAAUUUCACUGGUGUUCUUGGUACACAAGAUCCAUCUCUAGACAGCGAAUACGCAGAUAAUCUCAAGUCAAGAAAAUGCAGAUCGAUUAACGACAAUACCACUAUAGUUGAGAUGGAUCCAGGUAGUUUCAAGACAUUCGAUCUUAGUUACUUCAAGCUUUUGCUCAAAAGGAGAGGUCUAUUCCAAUCCGAUGCAGCAUUGACAACACGUACCACAACGAAAUCAUUUAUCGAACAACUUGUCGAUGGACCGCUCAACGAAUUCUUCGCCGAAUUUGGUAAAUCCAUGGAGAAAAUGGGGAGAGUUGAAGUUAAGACGGGCAGUGCUGGUGAAAUCAGGAAGCAUUGUGCAUUUGUGAAUAAUUGAAAUUAAGUUCUAGUGAUUUUGUGGUUGUAUUUAUUAUUUAUGUGUCCUCUGAGUGAAUUGUUUGAUUGGUGUAAUAUUAUGUAUCAUGUACUUUUAUAUUUAUUUCAUUUUAAUUUUGCA
Messenger RNA from Solanum dulcamara, 1179 nucleotides. Its product is annotated as peroxidase 3-like. Lineage: Eukaryota; Viridiplantae; Streptophyta; Magnoliopsida; Solanales; Solanaceae. The transcript is spliced from 4 exons. Gene Ontology annotation, molecular function: peroxidase activity; heme binding. The record is from RefSeq and is a predicted model, not a curated record. Gene Ontology annotation, cellular component: plasmodesma; plant-type cell wall. Gene Ontology annotation, biological process: hydrogen peroxide catabolic process; response to oxidative stress. Bases 73 to 1059 code for a protein of 328 amino acids.